UAGAGUUUCACCACACCACAAUUUAGAUUCAAUGGCCUUCAGAAGAGUCAUAACAGCCUAAAUAAUCACCCGAGAAAAAAAAUGCUCAUUUAUAGUGCGUUGUACUGUCGAUCAAGUAUAGGAAAAAAAAGAAUACGGUGGAUCUUCACCUGUCACAUGCCUUAGCUGAUGCCAUCGACAACUUUAUGCAACCAACAGGUCAAUCCAACAGGUGGCGGCAUUGAGCAAAUAGGCUAUUUUCUGGCCACAUAGAGCUGCUUUGCUUGAAAAAUCUUUGUAAAAAGCCCCUCCUCUUCACCACCCCCUCCAUAAUGUUAGGGAAAGGUAUUUCACCACCGAGCAGCUGCACUGUAUCAAGCUGUAUUAAGGCCCCCCCUCUUUUGCUCACUCCCCUAUGCUCAGCCCUCCCACUGCCGUUCACUCUCCAACAUCAUCUAGCCCACUACCAAUCGUGGUCUGCAACAAUCGGUACCGAGGAGACGCAAUCAAAUGGAGCGCUUCUUUCUUUCGCGAUAUCUAUAUUUCGCGUCAUCGGGAUUUGAAAUAAUAUAGAAUCAAACAGCUUUAACACAAAGCGAAGCCCUCAACAGCUGCGCGUGAACACUGUCAAAAACACCUCUUCCUUGUCUAAACUUUCCCCAUCGUUCUCUCCGCCACCCCGAUCCCAAGAAUCUCUUUUGCACUAUCCACACAAUUCUCUAACGUCGGGCACUCUCGCUGUCGAGGUUUCGAAAUGGAUGGGGUUAUCGUUGGCUGGAUGCCGGAGUCUGCCGGGGUCCAGAGUUGCCCGCUGCAAGUGAUGCUCAGCCAGAAGAAGAUCAAAGCGAGAAGGAAACGGCGAAAGGAGUUGUUCGUUGGACAGAUGUGCUUCAUGGGGCUUUUGGUUAUGGUGGUGUCCGGUUUGUCGCAUUUCGCCGAAAACUCUGGUUACCGCACACCCAGCAUUGGACCCAAGGUUAGUCCGAGUUGGGAGAGCCGUCGGUUACUGCAAGAAUACGAAGAUACCUUCACGUAUAUACCAGAGACGACGGUGGAGACAAGUCGGCUGCCCAAGAACUGUACCGAGCCAGCUCUCCAUGAAUUCCCCACGGAUCUUUUCACACACCAGGAGAGGACGGAAGGGGCUGUUGCACUACAUGUUCUAUGUGCCAUGUACAUGUUCUACGCCCUGGCGAUCGUGUGUGACGACUACUUUGUUCCCUCGCUGGAGAAGAUCUGUGAGCGGUUGCAUCUGAGUGAGGAUGUUGCUGGAGCAACCUUCAUGGCAGCAGGAAGUUCAGCCCCAGAACUCUUCACUUCUGUCAUUGGAGUGUUCAUCACUAAGGGAGACGUAGGGGUGGGCACCAUUGUGGGCUCCGCCGUCUUCAACGUCCUCGUAAUCAUAGGCGUCUGCGGGAUAUUCGCUGGACAGGCAGUGCGACUCUCCUGUUGGACACUAAUGAGAGAUUCAGUGUUCUACACCAUAUCAGUGACCGCUCUCAUUGUGUUCAUAUAUGACGAGAAGAUAACAUGGUGGGAAUCUCUCACUCUCGUGUCGAUGUACUUUGUUUACAUUUUCAUAAUGAAGAUGAACUCAACCAUCGUGCGUUUCAUCGAGAGGCGGAAGAAGAACUCUGCCAACCUGGGCAACGGCACAGCCAGUAACGCCGAGCUGGACGACGGCUGUGACGCCACCGUGGUGCUGUUGAAAAAAGCUAACUUCCACAGGAAGGCCUCGGUGCUGAUGGUGGACGAGCUGCUGUCGGCCUACCCCCACCAGCUGUCCUUCUCCGAGGCCGGCAUGCGCAUCAUGAUCACCAGCCACUUCUCCCCGCGCACCCGUCUCACCAUGGCCUCCCGUAUGCUCAUCACUGAGAGGCAGCGUCUGAUAAAUGGACACUUCAUCAACGGCGACUCUGACAUCACUGCCAAACAGCCGGGCCGGCGUGCCUUGGAGAACGGCCUGGGAGGCGCGGAGCGCGGGCUCAAUGGCCGCCGAGGAGGUCACCGUGACGACGACCGAGGAGGAGCGGAGACGGGCACAGACACGGAAAACGACAACGAAGACAACGAGAACAACGAAAAUGAUGAAGAGGAGGAGGAGGAGGAUGGCAAUGAGGGACCUCUCGUCCCAUUUCAAGUACCAGGCGGUUGCUGUAAUAAGGUGAAGUGGGUGCUGGCCUGGCCGUUAUGUCUGGUGUUGUACUUCACCGUGCCCAACUGUGCCAAUCCUCGUUGGGAGCGGUGGUUCAUGGGGACGUUUGCCGCGUCCACGCUCUGGAUCGCUGGCUUCUCCUACAUCAUGGUGUGGAUGGUCACAAUCAUCGGGUUCACCCUGGGCAUCCCUGAUGUCAUCAUGGGAAUCACAUUCCUGGCAGCUGGCACCAGCGUUCCCGACUGCAUGGCCAGCCUCAUUGUGGCGCGCCAAGGAUUGGGUGACAUGGCGGUGUCCAACUCCAUUGGCAGUAACGUGUUUGACAUCCUGGUGGGCUUGGGUCUGCCGUGGACUCUCCAGACUCUGGCCGUCGACUACGGUUCCACCAUUGCCCUGAACAGCAAGGGCCUUAUCUACUCCGUGGGCCUGCUGUUGGCGUCCGUGUUUCUAACAAUUGUAGGUGUGCACCUCAAUAAUUGGACCCUCGACCGCCGCUUGGGCUUGGCGUGUCUCAUGAUGUACGCCGUCUUCCUCGGUUUCUCCAUCCUCAUCGAGUUCAACGUCUUCACCUUCGUCAACCUGCCCACCUGCCGAGGCGGUGCCGUCUGAAGAGACUCCCCGCCCUUCCUCCCUGUUAUCCUCUUCCUCACUGCUGUCUCUGUGAGGACCAUCCCAGAGCCUGCUGGGAGAGAUCUAUUUUCUCUUCGUUCUCUUUUAUCAGUCUUUCACUGACCUUGUAAUUUAUUGAUCUUGGGAUUCUUUUCUUUGUCUUUGACAACGGUGCAAUAUGGACGAAUGCCCUGUGCCUAGUCUUUUAUUUAAUUUCUUAGGAGGGCAUUCGUUUCAAAAGAGGAUACUUGGUUCAAAAGAGGAUGACGAAAGGCACCUCGGACAGGAACGAGACACAAAAGAAAGAUAUUUUUGAUGACUACUGCCUGGUUUGAUGUGAAAAUAAGGAGAAAACGUUUUUUUUUUUUUAUAAAGUUGAAACAGACUGCAUAAGGAAAUUGAUACUAUCUCAGUUCUAUUUUACAAUGAGAUCUUUGUUUGUUUGUUUGUUUGUGAGCUGCUAACUGGCUGGACAAUGAAGAGUAUUUGUUGUUCUGCAGAUAAUCAUUGAAAUCAUGGUUAAUAGUAUCAGUUUAAAAAUAUAUAUAUAAAUAUACAUUAGUUUAUUAAGAGGUGUCUAUUGAGAGUUGACGAUUACAAAUGCUGAAGGGUACUGGUGACCUGAUGUAUAUAUAUAUAUUUGAUUAGAUGUUGACUACGGUGACAUGGUUGACCAUGUUCAGAUCCCUCAGACUCCUCCUGUUGACCUGGGCAUUACUGGCCUCCUCCUCCUCCUCCUCCCUACUCUACCCACUGGAGUGCAUCAGCCUCCCCUCAUCCAGGUCCAUCAGCAUGGCAGGUGGGACACAAGCUGAGGCCCCAGCGGACCACUUGGACACAAAAAAUAUAUAUAUAUAUAGAGAUCUCGACUGAAGCUGUUGUGCAUAGAUUUAUUUACCUUGCGGGAUGGGAACGCAAUUUGUACAUUCCUUGAUUUCAAUUGGUUGUGAAGUGUGUCCCAGUGGAUAUAGGGCACAGUUAGGGUGUAUGAGUCAUUGUGUGGGGGUUUUAGAAUCUUCUCUGGGGGGCUUUUUAGAGACACUGUGGUAGUAGAGUUCUGCAUUGCCAGCAGCAGACGGUACCUAUUUAUUGAGGUGGAGGAAUAUGUGUACAAAAUGCUUUUUGAUGUUUGGUUUUGUCUCUUGCUUUCACUUGUGUGCUGUAUAUACUGAAAUAUGUAUCUGUAUUUAAUAAUUUAUUGAGAUCUAUUUAUGCACUUUUUAGAGAUCGCAAAACAAAACAUGAAAAAAAAAAACAUAAACCCACAGCUGUCCCAAAGAACAGAUUAUUCUGGAAAUUCAGUCAAACGAUGUUAAUUUCAUUCCCAGAGAUUUUUUGUCUGAUCCUUUUCUACUGUAAUCCCUUCUGGUUCUUGACCUGGAAAUGAUGCAUACUUUUAGAUACCCCUUUGACUCUAUUAAUAAUACUGUUUCUACUGUUUGUUAUAAAUGAUAUAACAUGAUAGAGUAUGGUGGGAUUACUGGGGGAGUAAAGGUGUGUUCAAAAACACUCACCGAGUACUCCGGUGAGAGAAACUACUUUCUUGCAUUGACUGUUUUGGCAUUGAGGGGUUAGACACACACACACUCUCACACACACACACACACUCACACACCUCUGCUGGGCUGCUCUAAAAUGUCUAACAGGCUGAUUAGCAGGAUAUGUUCUGCCAAAAUGAAGCAUUAUGUUAACUGCAAAAGUGUCCCCACAGGUGCACUCUACGUAAAGAUCCUUGUGUGUGUGUGUGUGUGUGUGUGUGUGUGUGUGUGUGUGUGUGUGUGUGUGUCUGUGUGUGUGUGUGUGUGUGUGUGUCUGUGUGUGUGUGUGUGUGUGUGUGUCUGUGUGUGAGUCCCACUCCAAAACUGUAUCCCACUCCAAAAUUUGAGUGUCAUUUAAAUGUCCUAGUUUAAACCCCCAGAGACACCUUCUAUAUAUACGUUUGUUUUCUAAGAUAAACAUGACAUGUACCUUCUGACGAACCCUGACAUUGGCUUUACUAUAUAAACAGCUUGCUGAAGUUCCGCUCAGAGGACAUAUUCUGGGAUCGUGUUAUCCUGAAAGGAAGACAGUGUUGUGUGCUGUCAAGUUCUGGGGACAUGAAUGCUGCCAUCCAAACUGACACAAGCUCCAUAAUGUUUAGGGUACAGGGAGACAGAUCUCCUUUUCACUAUCUUUCUCAAGGGGAAUCUUUGGCCAACCUUUGAACCAUUACUUCAUGGAUUUUGGAGCUAUGAUAUUCUUGUUAUUUCCUGUUGUUCAAUAAGCUUACAGGGGGCGACAGGGUCUUGUCUUAUCAGGUCAGGCCUGUCUUACCACUUUACAUCCUUGUGGGGAUUUCCUAGUCCAAUGGCACAUUGCAGGGACAUAUUACAUAUGUGACACAUCCAGUUUUAUUGUUCAUAUUACUUAAUAGGUUAUAAUAAAACUAAUCGGUUCAGUUUAUAAGAUGGUCAGGUUUUGCUGCAAAAGAAGUAUUUUUUAGUUUGGUGACACAACAGCUAUUUGUAAACCGUGAUGCGUGUAAUAAUGUAAAUGUGUAGAAGUUGUCUCUGAUUUUUCUUUUCUUUUUGUAUUAGAAUAUAUUUCAGACGAUCGGUCUUUCUUGGUUGUAUUCCAAUUGCUCAUAAAACAAUGUUCAAUCAGUCAGUCAGCCUGUCAUCUUGCAGAGAAUAGUUUACCCAAGGCAGAGUUCAGUGUCUCAUUCAGUUUACCACUCACUGUAGUGUGUUUGCAGUGACCUCUUUAUCACUAAAGACAUAACCAGCAUACGUAUAGUCUAUUACAAACCAUGUAGAACUCCUCACUUGUGACAGGAGGAUGAAGACUUAGCGUGGGUUAGUGUUCCCAUCUUUACUUAGGAAGAUAUCUGUCCCAGUGUAAGGACUAGUGCAAUAGGGAUUGAAUUGUUAAAAGUGCUAGAUGUCUAGUUGUGACCUGUGUAGGGAAUGUACAGUAUGAAUUUGGACUGAUGUUUUAAAGGGAUGAUCUUUAUUUGUUCAGAGGUAGAUGUGUGCGGAUGCACUCUGGAAAGUCAAGGGAAAACAGGGUUUAAUAAUACAAAUGGAAUAAAUGUCCUGUUGAUUUCAAAUGCAAUAAUGAUUAGCUUUGUUAUUGUAUAUCUUCUGUUGAACAAUAUUGCAUCAAGCAUCACACACUGCAUACUUUCUGUAUACAUUUCAGACAUGUUUGUGCAAGCAGCAGUGCUGGAAGCUCUGCAUAAUUUAUGCAGAUUAUCCCAGAUUGAAUCUAAACAACCAAUAGUUGCUAUUAAUGACUGGAGAGACACGCCAUACAAAAUAGGCACCAGUCCUCUGAAUACAAAGACUCUGCAAUCUCUGAUGACCAUCAGUGUUAUUUACACCUAACCAUGCCCAAGUCUGUUUGGGUUUGAAGUGAAUUCUGCAGUCAGACCAUUUUUAAACAGUUUUGACUUAUCGGUAAGAACAUAAUUCAGUUAUGAGUAAGAUAUGAUUAUGGAUAUGGAUGAAGGUUAUUAUUGUCCAUUAUUGCUGCAGUUAGCACAUGUUAUCUGUAUUACCUGCUGCUUCUCUCCUGUAUGCACAGUGUUAUACUGCCUGGAGUGUGGGCACACAGAACGCAUUGCCCACGACUACGUGUAUCGCUUCAUCGUAACGCCUGCUGGGGCUCUAAUUCAGUGAGGUGUGCUGUUCUUGACAUGAGCAUAUCUGACCACAAGUUGUGAUAUUCACGGUGCAGUGCAUCCCGAUGUGUACAUACACAAACAUGCCAAUGUAUUUAUGUAUAUUUUUGUCCUCAUCUAUAUAUCCCUUGAUUCUAUUUUCAGGAGUUUUGAUGUUUGGAUCUACGGGUCCCCCCUAAUCCUCUUUUUAUUAUUUUUAAUGAAAUCAUCAUUAUGUUUUGUCAACUCGCAUGAAAAUGUUUUAAUGUAACAGUAUAUUUAUAUUGAUUCUGUACUACGUGGGCACUGGAUAAUUGUGGAAUUAGACCUCUUAGAUGAUUGCAUGUGCUAGAAGGAUAACAUUACUGGAUCUUUAAUGUAGACAUUUCAGCCAGAGGGCCUGGGGUCAUCUUACCCACAUACAAGAAGCAGGAAUGGUUUACUUUGUGUAAGAAAUUAUGUUCAGGUGUUUUGUUUCAGAUUGUAAAUCAGAGUACUUUUUUGCUAUUUGAGCAUAAAUAAACAAUGAUUUUUGCUGAAGGUAAGGACAGAA
This is a messenger RNA of Clupea harengus (Atlantic herring), 6936 nucleotides long. It is a transcript of the gene slc24a3, whose product is annotated as solute carrier family 24 member 3. Gene Ontology annotation, molecular function: calcium, potassium:sodium antiporter activity; calcium channel activity. Gene Ontology annotation, biological process: calcium ion transmembrane transport; intracellular calcium ion homeostasis. Gene Ontology annotation, cellular component: plasma membrane. The record is from RefSeq and is a predicted model, not a curated record. Lineage: Eukaryota; Metazoa; Chordata; Actinopteri; Clupeiformes; Clupeidae.